AUGGUUGCGGAUUCAAGGGCUAAGAUGAGUAAGUUUAUUUCGGGUGUGUCUGAAAUAUUGGUUAAUAAGUGUCAAACCACUAUGUUCAUUCAUGAUAUGGACAUCUCUCAUCUCAUGGUACAUGCACAACAAAUUGAUGAGGAGAAACUCAAGGAAAAGUUGAAGGAGGUAAAAAGGGAUAAGAUCGGUGAUGGAAAUUUCUCUAAUGCAAGGGUAUCUAACCUUAAGCCUCAAGGAAGGAAUGAUAGUGGAUCUUCAUUGCCUAUGUCUAAUUGUACUAAGUGUGGGAGGAAGCACAAGGGUAAGUACCUACUUGACACGGAUGGUUGUGGUAAAAGUGGUCAUAAAAUGAGGGAUUGCUCGAUUCUUACGGAUAGAGGAAGAAAGGGCAAGCAAGCUCCUCGUAGUGGUUCGAAUUCCAAUGCUCCUAAGCAAAAUCGCUUCUAUGCUCUGCAAACCUGA
Messenger RNA from Solanum stenotomum, 462 nucleotides. RefSeq lists its product as uncharacterized. The coding region runs from base 1 to 462 and encodes 153 amino acids. NCBI's taxonomy places the organism in Eukaryota, Viridiplantae, Streptophyta, Magnoliopsida, Solanales, Solanaceae. The record is from RefSeq and is a predicted model, not a curated record. The transcript is spliced from 2 exons.